Messenger RNA from Bipolaris oryzae ATCC 44560, 3054 nucleotides. RefSeq lists its product as uncharacterized. Gene Ontology annotation, cellular component: nuclear membrane; cytoplasm. The transcript has 2 exons. Gene Ontology annotation, biological process: protein import into nucleus. The coding region runs from base 1 to 3054 and encodes 1017 amino acids. Lineage: Eukaryota; Fungi; Ascomycota; Dothideomycetes; Pleosporales; Pleosporaceae. The record is from RefSeq and is a predicted model, not a curated record.
AUGGCUAGCAAUGGGGCCCAGUCGUUUCCACUGCCAUAUGAAGAAAUAGAGCGCCUGGUCAAAUCCUUAUACGAGCCUGGCCAGGCCAAAAAAAUCUCAGAGACCGAAGCCACUCUACGCGUGCUCCAGCGCUCGCCUCAGGGAUGGGAGAUUGCAAAUGCUCUCCUCAGGAGCGACGACGAGCAGGUUCGCUUCUUUGGCGCUCUGACCCUGACGGUUAAGCUCAACGCUGACUCAGCCGAGCUGAGCGAAGAAGAAUCGGAGCAACUACUAUCAACACUCAUUCAUCACCUUGUUUCCCGACCUACCUCAUCCAUUGCAACCCGAAAAAUUAGCUCAACCUUGGCUCAGUACUUCACCAAACCCAUUUCAGUAUGGACUCAGUGUGUGAGGAGUUUGGCUGCCUCUUUUGCCGUUCAGCAACCAAUCUUGGAUGCCACCCUGAGCGAGCACCCUUCCACAUGGGAUCUAUUGCCACAAUUCUCCGAUGAUCAGCUUCUGGUCAUGCUCGAUUUUGUAAUGAGCUUAGCAGACGAAGCCAAGAAACCCUCAAAUGUCCCAGACCGGAAACCUCACGAGCGCAUGGCGGCAAAUGUCGAGAGUGUAGAGAUCCUCCUUCAUGUGUCGUUUGGUCGUGGCAUCAAAUGGCUAUCGGUAGCUAUCGAUGACCCGAACUAUGCUCAGUCCGUGCAGCAGGGAGAGAAGAUAUGUAUAGCCGCCCUCAAGUGUUUCACAGGGUGGAUCUUUUAUGCUCAAUCAGAGUUCAAAGAUAUGCCAGAGAAGCUACAACGUCUUCGUUCCGUCAACGAGCUCGCUCUAACAUGCCUCGAAUACCAUGUUGAGGAUGCAAUGGAACUUGUCGCGGAGAUUCUUGAGAACUACCCUACGUUCUUCGAGAAAAAGCAUCAAGAAAUGCUAUGGGCGGCCAUUUACGGUCCUUGGGGUCUGGAAAUACUGAAAAACUCCGAUGCCGAAACCGUCUCACUUGCAAGGAUCAUUGUGGCUUACGGACAAAUUCUGCUUGAGUCCAAGGUCAUCUACACCCAGCCGGACAAUGCGCACUAUCAACAAGUCAUGUCAUUUCUGCAUGACCUCCUCAAAUAUCCGGAGCCAGUAGGCGCAGAGGACGAGGUUGCUCCUGUGGUGCUUGACUUCUGGAGUAGCUAUGUCAGCGCCAUGUCCGAAGAAACAUUCCUAUAUCCCUCAGGGGAGCAGGUACCAGCAUGGAUGGAUGCGGCCAAGGCCAAUGUUCUUCAAGCCAUAUCCGAGCUUGUCCAAAAGAUCAUCUACCCGCCAGCUGACGUUACUGAUUCUUGGGAUUCUGAUGCCAGGAAGACAUUCAAGGUAUUCCGUAUUGAUGUUCGCGACAUCAUUAUGGAUGCCUAUGAACCCUUGCGAGAUGUUCUGACUGAUCAAUUCGUUGACUUCGCACUACAUGGUUUGAGCGCAGGCAAGUGGCUUCAUCUUGAGACGGGGUUAUUCGGGCUCAUCGCCAUUGCUGAUGCAUUGACCCAAAGCUCGGAUGACCGUAUGCUCAGACUGUUCGAGCAACCAUUAUUCUCAACAAUAUCGAGCAACCCCGAUGUACCUGCGAUAACACGGCGGACGGCUGUUGAACUUGUUGCGGCUUUGAACCACUUUUUCCUCCGGAACCCGCAAUUCCUUCCCCAAGUUCUCCCCUUUCUCCUUACGGCUCUGGCUCAACCAGCAAUCGCACAUGGUGCUGCAAAGUCCUUUGCCUCGCUCUGUUCCGAGUGCCGCAAGUCUCUGACAGGGGAGUUGGCAUCUUUCUUCCAAAUGUACGAACAGUUCAUUACCUAUGCAACAGCUGAAGAAUUCACCAAGAGCAUGGUUCUGAAAGGUAUUGCCGCCAUAGUUCAAGCCCAGGACUCAGAUGAGAAGCAGCUAGAAGGCGUACGGCAGCUCUUUCAGUACAUCACGCGCGAUGCCAUGCAAGCGAUCAACAUUACCAAAGAGGGAGGAGACAUGGAGCAGGGCCAAAUUCUCGCUUUGACAACGUUAAAGUGCUUGGCAAGUAUAGGAAAAGCUAUGCAAGCCUCAGACGAGGAAGUGAUAGAUCUCGAAUCUGACAAGAAGCCUUCUACAUUCUGGUUGCAAGGGCCAGGCAAGGAAAUCCAAAACCAAAUCAUUAAUCUCGUCAACUACAUGACCCAGGUGUUCUCCGGUAAUGACGAGAUCGUCGAGGCUGCGUGUAGUGUUCUGCGUACUGGGUUCAAGGAGACAGUGUCAGGACCCUUUGUUCUACCACUAUCUGCGGCGAUUGACUUCAUCACCAAGACGACCUUGCAGACUCCAAGACUUCCGUUUGUGCUGGAAACAGCGUGUUGUUGGAUCUCGUCACACAAGCACGAACAGCCCGAAGGCUUCCAAGAGCAAGCCCAGCGUUUACUUCAGCACAACCUGAGCAUCAUGCAAGCUCUGCAACACCCAAGAAAUGACCCUGAGAUUGCGGUUGGCUGUAUUGAGCUUAUCCAAAACUUCAUCAACGCUGACCCUGGUAUCCUGAAGCAAGCGUCUCCGGAAAACCUAUCCGGGAUGUUUGGUUUCACAGUUGAGUCGAUCAAGUCCCCUGAGGUGUUGCCGAAACGCGCAGCUGCCAAGUUGUGGAAAGAUAUCUUUGAGCUCGCGGGCAACCCACAUAGCGAAUACCAUGCUACGACCCAGGAGAUUGUGGCUCACUUCGGGCCUUCAGUCUGCUUUGCACUAAUUGCGAAUAUCUGCGGAGAAGUAGACUACAGCAGCUUAGAGCAUGUUGUCGCGCCCCUUCGUGCUUUUAUGAGGGCCGACAAGAAUGCAAGAGCAUACAUCACGAACUCGUUGGCUGAGCAGCCACUGCUCCAACGCUUGCAACAAGACCAGGGCGUUCAAGACAUGGUGCGAAAGCUCAUUGAGAGCAUGUCUAGGAAUGCAAGGAACAGUGUGGCUUUCAAGGACACGGUAAAGGCAUUCUGGUCGAGUUGCAAACAGCUGCAGAUGCAGCUCCAACCACAGGUGAUGAACCCAGCGCAUCGAUUUGCCCAAGGUUUCCCUUAA